CUUCACGUCCUUUGCUCUCGCCGACGCUACAACAAUGGCGUCUCUCGCUCUCUCCGGCUCCUGCUCUCUCGCUUUUCCCCUCAAAUCUCGAUCUCUCCUUCUCCCUCGUCCUCCUUCCUCUCUCAAUUUGCUGAAACCUCUCCGAUCUGCCGAUUCUCGCAUCUCCUUACUCAAAUCUCCACUUCCCGUCGCUCUCACCCGGAGGUCAACUCUCGUUAAAGCCUCUUCCGCCGCAGCUGCCUCAUCUUCCUCCUCUCCGGCUCCCGUCCUCCCAGCUCCGGCGCCAUGGCAAGGAGCCGCGAUUAAGCCGCUUCUCGCGUCGAUCGCCACCGGUUUGAUUCUAUGGUUCGUACCGGUUCCCGAGGGAGUCACCCGCAACGCGUGGCAGCUACUCGCGAUCUUCCUCGCCACGAUCGUCGGGAUUAUCACGCAGCCGCUUCCGCUCGGCGCGGUGGCUCUAUUGGGACUGGGAGCUUCCGUUCUCACCAAAACCCUAACGUUCGCAGCCGCCUUCUCCGCUUUCGGAGAUCCGAUCCCGUGGCUCAUCGCUCUCGCUUUCUUCUUCGCUCGUGGUUUCAUCAAAACCGGUCUCGGUAACCGAGUGGCCUACCAGUUCGUUAGGCUCUUCGGGAGCUCAUCUCUCGGGCUCGGUUACAGUCUCGUCUUCAGUGAGGCUCUUUUGGCUCCUGCGAUUCCUUCCGUGUCAGCUCGUGCCGGUGGAAUCUUCCUCCCUUUGGUGAAAUCUCUCUGCGUCGCUUGUGGUAGCAACGUUGGGGAUGGAACCGAGCACCGUCUUGGCUCGUGGCUGAUGCUUACCUGUUUCCAGACUUCCGUGAUCUCUUCCUCUAUGUUCUUGACGGCUAUGGCAGCGAAUCCCUUGAGCGCUAAUCUGGCGUUCAACACGAUCAAGCAGACUAUUGGAUGGACUGAUUGGGCUAAAGCUGCGAUUGUGCCAGGACUUGUGUCAUUGAUUGUUGUUCCGUUUCUUCUGUAUAUCAUCUAUCCUCCUACGGUGAAAAGUAGUCCUGAUGCCCCGAAGCUGGCUCAGGAGAAGCUAGAUAAGAUGGGACCUAUGUCCAAGAACGAGUUGAUUAUGGCUGCCACUUUGUUCCUCACGGUUGGUCUCUGGAUUUUCGGAGCUAAGUUGGGUGUGGAUGCUGUUACUGCAGCCAUUCUUGGAUUAUCAGUCCUCCUUGUGACAGGUGUUGUGACAUGGAAGGAGUGCUUAGCUGAGUCAGUCGCAUGGGACACGCUCACAUGGUUCGCUGCUCUCAUUGCAAUGGCUGGUUAUCUUAACAAAUACGGUCUCAUUGAGUGGUUCAGCCAGACUGUAGUCAAGUUUGUGGGAGGAUUGGGUUUGUCAUGGCAACUAUCUUUUGGAAUCCUCGUCCUCUUGUAUUUCUACACUCACUACUUCUUUGCCAGUGGAGCGGCUCACAUCGGGGCUAUGUUCACUGCCUUUUUAUCGGUCUCAACCGCUCUAGGCACUCCACCUUACUUUGCAGCCUUGGUUCUUGCAUUCCUUUCGAACCUGAUGGGAGGAUUAACCCAUUAUGGUAUCGGGUCUGCACCUAUCUUCUACGGGGCUAACUACGUGCCGCUGGCCAAAUGGUGGGGCUAUGGAUUCGCGAUUUCAAUAGUCAACAUUCUUAUCUGGCUUGGUGUAGGUGGUGCCUGGUGGAAGUUCAUUGGCUUGUGGUGAGGAUCACCACACAACAACAGUAUUCCCAUUCUUUUCCUUAACUUAUAUAUCUUCUCUCGGAAUGCCUUUGAGAUUCGGAUUUGAUAAGGAUUUAUAUCAGGAAUUUUUAAGAGUUGAGCUGGGAAUUUUUCUGCGAUUUUUGUUCUCUCUCACAUUUUGAUGUGUAAGUAAGCCUUGCAUCAGUUUUGUUUGUCGGCUAACUUUUACAUUUUAAGUGAGACCACAACCUUUACUUGAUA
Molecule: messenger RNA, 1941 nt
Organism: Eutrema salsugineum
Lineage: Eukaryota; Viridiplantae; Streptophyta; Magnoliopsida; Brassicales; Brassicaceae
Product: dicarboxylate transporter 1, chloroplastic
Exons: 3
Coding region: 35-1702 (555 amino acids)
Biological process (GO): transmembrane transport
Cellular component (GO): membrane
Molecular function (GO): transmembrane transporter activity
Source: RefSeq, a predicted model, not a curated record